Messenger RNA from Nematolebias whitei (Rio pearlfish), 764 nucleotides. RefSeq names its product alpha-1,3-mannosyl-glycoprotein 2-beta-N-acetylglucosaminyltransferase a (gene mgat1a). Lineage: Eukaryota; Metazoa; Chordata; Actinopteri; Cyprinodontiformes; Rivulidae. Gene Ontology annotation, biological process: protein N-linked glycosylation. Gene Ontology annotation, molecular function: alpha-1,3-mannosylglycoprotein 2-beta-N-acetylglucosaminyltransferase activity. The record is from RefSeq and is a predicted model, not a curated record. Gene Ontology annotation, cellular component: Golgi apparatus.
CACCGGCUGCACCCGGAGCAACAUCUGAUUCUGUGUUUGUGAUGAAACUGGACCCGGCAGCCCCUCCCAGAACCUGAUCCACUCCUGAAACAAACCUGUUUGUUGGACCCUGCUCCGACCCGCCUCUUCCUCUGGGCCAUGUUUCGAAAGAGAGUCUCCCUCAUUUGCUGCGGCGCCUUCUUUCUCGUCACCUGGAAUGCCAUCCUGGUUCUGUUGCUUCUGGGCCGAGGCCCGUCGGGUCAGCCGAGCGAGGUGCAGGUGGACGUGGCUGAAAUGCCCACGGUUGACUUGGUGGGCGACGUGAUCCGGAUCGCCGACGCCUUCGAGUCGGAGCUGAAAAAGCAGAAGGACAUCCUGAACCAGAUCCUGAGGCACCGGCCGCUGUGGGAGCCGGUGAACAGAACCAGGCCGAAGGUGGUCACCCCGAGGCGGCCCGUCAUCCCCAUCCUGGUGAUUGCCUGUAACCGGGUCACCGUGAGGCGCUGCGUGGACAAACUGCUGCAGCUGCGGCCCACCGCCGACCUCCACCCCAUCAUCGUGAGCCAGGACUGUGGGCACGACGAGACCGCCGAGGUGAUCCGCUCCUACGGGGACAAGGUGACGCACCUGAGACAGCCGGACCUGUCGGACGUCCCGGUCCAGUUCGAGCACAAGAAGUUUCAGGGGUACUACAAGAUCUCCAGACACUACCACUGGGCCCUGAACCAGGUUUUCAGAAACCUGUCCUACUCCUCUGUGGUGGUCGUGGAGGACGACCUGGAGGU